AAAGUGAGAACGAGGCGAAGCGUGAGCUAUAAAAAAAAAAAAAUCAAGGUUGGAAUUCUAAGCCUCGUGCGCUUAUAAAUAGGAGAGAGUCUUUGGGGGAUUGUGGAUGGUUGAAAGCUUCCAAGAGGUGCGUUUGCCCUUUCGGUAUAGAGCUCCAGGCGGACGAUGGAGGUAGGCCAAGGUUUGGAGUUGGUGGCGGAGGCCACGAUGGCGGAGAAAGGUUCUAGGUUCCGGAGGAUUUGCGUAUUCUGCGGGAGCCAAUGCGGGAAGAAGUCUAGCUACCAGGAGGCGGCGGUUGAGCUCGGAAAGGAACUGGUGGACAGUGGCAUCGAUCUGGUGUAUGGAGGAGGAAGCAUUGGGUUAAUGGGCCUUGUUUCUCAAGCAGUCCAUGAUGGAGGGCGCCAUGUCUUGGGGAUUAUUCCGAAGUCUUUGAUGCUAAAGGAGUUAACUGGUGGGACAAUAGGAGAAGUUAGGGCAGUAUUAGACAUGCAUGAACGAAAAGCUGAGAUGUCUCGACAGGCAGAUGCCUUUAUAGCUUUGCCUGGUGGCUAUGGGACACUCGAAGAACUACUAGAGGUCAUUACGUGGGCUCAGCUUGGAAUCCACAAGAAGCCGGUUGGACUAUUGAAUGUUGAUGGCUUUUACAAUUCAUUGUUGUCAUUCAUUGAUAUGGCUGUCGAAGAAGGUUUCAUUUCCCAAGCUGCUCGGCACAUAAUUAUAUCUGCCCAUUCCGCCAAGGAGCUAAUGAGAAAACUUGAGGAAUACAUACCGGAGUAUGAAUCCACUUUGGUGUGGGAGACUGAACAGCAGCCUCUCAGCUUUGUGCUGGAACCAGAAUCCGGCAUUGCUUCCUAACUUCUCCGGCCAACUGAUUUCCUAACGAAACUUACUAUAUACUCUUCAAACACCAGGAUAAAUAGAAACAAAGUACAGUUUGAAAGUAAAUAGCGGUCAGGACCUAUAUCUUCUCCAUAGACUUGCAUUAGACUGCACUUCCCAUUAGUAGAUUAAAUAUUUGAUGACUCGUAUGACAUAUCCCAUUCCUCAUGAAUCAAUUUAAAUCACAAGUUGUGUACUUCGUUCUGUGUGUCACUUCCAGUGGAAGGAUAGAUAGAUUUUGAAUUCUGUAUCUAUUUAUCGUGCAUAAACUCAAUGAUUGGAUUGGA
This is a messenger RNA of Zingiber officinale, 1166 nucleotides long. Its product is annotated as cytokinin riboside 5'-monophosphate phosphoribohydrolase LOG7-like. Gene Ontology annotation, molecular function: hydrolase activity, hydrolyzing N-glycosyl compounds. Gene Ontology annotation, biological process: cytokinin biosynthetic process. Bases 166 to 855 code for a protein of 229 amino acids. The record is from RefSeq and is a predicted model, not a curated record. The transcript is spliced from 7 exons. NCBI's taxonomy places the organism in Eukaryota, Viridiplantae, Streptophyta, Magnoliopsida, Zingiberales, Zingiberaceae. Gene Ontology annotation, cellular component: nucleus; cytosol.